This is a messenger RNA of Myxocyprinus asiaticus (Chinese sucker), 7975 nucleotides long. RefSeq names its product semaphorin-6B-like. Lineage: Eukaryota; Metazoa; Chordata; Actinopteri; Cypriniformes; Catostomidae. The record is from RefSeq and is a predicted model, not a curated record. Bases 815 to 3430 code for a protein of 871 amino acids. The transcript is spliced from 17 exons. Gene Ontology annotation, molecular function: chemorepellent activity; semaphorin receptor binding. Gene Ontology annotation, biological process: negative regulation of axon extension involved in axon guidance; neural crest cell migration; semaphorin-plexin signaling pathway.
UUUAGCAUUGGGUGACAGAGACUUCAGAGCAGCGCUGAGAUACCGAACCCAUGAUCUUUCUGCCUUUCAAACCAAAUGCCGUAGAGCUAAACGCCGGGUAUGGGGGUUGCAGGAAAUAUUAAAUGUCUACCGGACAAUGGGAGUUUCUUCUUAACGGAUUCCAGAGAGACUGGGACUCAAAUUGUCGGAGGAAGCGCCGCGCGCGUACCAAACAAAUGAACAAGCCUUUUUUUGUCCACGCGCUCAGGACCGAAUACAUUCUAUUGGCGCACAGUAUAACUAUUGUAGCGAUAGGUGAUUGAUAAGGCAAGUGUUUCCAGUCCAGACGAACACACUUUCAUAAGGCACAGCUGGUUGAGCUUGCUUGAACUGUUUUUUUGUUUUGUUUUUUUGCCAUCAUUUUUUAAAACUCAAGGCAGCUUAUUCCAAAUUACUUCUUGAAUUCUGGAUGGCUGUCUGAAGGGCAAUUGUACGGCUGCAGGACCAAACCGGGAAUGCCAUUUGUUCAGGAGCUGCAUAAACGAGCUUUGUUGCGUGGUGUAUUUAUUUUUUUUUCUUCGAGGACAGGUGCUGUUGUGUACGUUGUUUGGUUGGGGGUUUGUUCUCGGGUAUGGACAUACAAGCAGCGACACAGUUGUCUUAAGGAUGUCAGAUUAGGGAUCGGAUCUGCAAGGAGACAGGUGCGAUAGAGAAGAGUAGAUUUCAAACGGACCCCUCCUCUCUCAGUCAUUCUGGAUUAUAGUCCCGAGGUGGCGAGUCAUUCACAAAGAAUCGGACGCACCUUUUCCCGCGACUGUUAUCGUGCUCCGCUGUCAUGGCGAAGGUGGUCAAAUCUCUCAUCUGGCUCUUCUGGAUCCUGCAGUCAGUGUGUGCUGCCUUCCCUGAUGAACCGGGACCUCUGAACUUCAUUCCCACUGAAGUGGUGAGACGGUAUCCUGUGUUUCUGGGACGACCCCAUCGCUCAUCUCUUAGACAGGAACCCUUGCAUAUUCAGAGAAUCCUGCAGGUCAAUCGUACUCUUUACAUUGGAGCCAGGGAUGACCUUUUCCGUGUGGAGCUGGACAACGUGGUGGGAGAAGAGAUGUUUUACAGCAAGAAAAGAACAUGGGAAUCCAACAAAAAUGACAUCAGAAUCUGUAGAAUGAAGGGAAAGCACGAGGAUGAGUGCCGUAACUACAUGAAGGUUCUGCUCAGCCGGCAGGGAGGAUUGUUUAUCUGCGGGACCAACGCCUUCAAUCCAUUGUGUGCCAAUUAUACAGGAGACACUCUUGAGAUGGUUGGUGAAACGGUCAGUGGGAUGGCUAGAUGCCCUUAUGACCCUAAACAUGCCAAUGUGGCCCUGUUUGCAGAAGGCAAUCUCUACACUGCAACAGUGACUGAUUUCCUGGCCAUCGAUGCCGUGAUCUACAGGAGUCUGGGGGACAAUCCUGCUCUGCGAACAGUGAAACACGACUCCAAAUGGUUUAGAGAGCCAUACUUUGUGAGUGCUGUGGAAUGGGGGCCACAUGUCUACUUCUUUUUCCGAGAGAUGGCCAUGGAGUUCAACUACCUGGAGAAGGUGGUUGUGUCUCGUGUUGCGCGUGUUUGCAAAGAUGAUCAGGGCGGUUCACAGCGUGUGCUGGAAAAGCAGUGGACGUCGUUUCUGAAGGCACGGCUGAACUGCUCUAUCCCGGGAGACUCCCACUUCUACUUCAACCUCCUGCAUUCCACCAGUCCCAUCAUCCGCAUGCAUGGCAGAGACAUCAUCCUUGCUGUCUUCUCCACGCCGUCCAACAGUAUUCCUGGCUCAGCGGUGUGUGCCUUUGACAUGGAGCAGCUAGCUGGAGUUUUUGAUGGAAGAUUCAAAGAGCAGAAAUCGCCCGAGUCGAUAUGGACACCUGUUCCAGAUGAGGUUGUGCCCAAACCAAGGCCAGGCGGUUGUGCUAUACAGGGGUCUAAGUUCAACUCCUCCAACUCUUUCCCUGAUGACAUGCUGACUUUCGUCAAGACUCAUCCUUUGAUGGAUGAAGCUGUACCAUCAUUGGCCCAGAGACCCUGGAUCGUUAGGACAAUGGUCAGAUACCAGCUGAACAAAAUGGUGGUGGACACAAAUGCUGGUCCCUAUGGCAACCAGACAGUCCUGUUCCUGGGUUCCAGCCGAGGGACCAUCCUCAAAUUCCUCGUCACCCCCAACAGGGAUAACACCGUGUCCAGCAACAAUGUGUUCCUGGAGGAACAAGAAGGCUACAACCCCGACAGGUGUGGGCCGGACUCUCCUCAGGCCAGGCAGCUGCUCUCUCUUACCCUGGACCGCAUCAGUCACAGCCUGCUGCUGGCGUUCCCCUCCUGUGUGAUCAAAGUGCCUGUAGCACGCUGCCAGCUCUAUUCCCGCUGCAUGAAGAACUGCAUCGCCUCACGGGACCCCUACUGUGGCUGGACCAGAGGAAGCACCUGCUCUUUCCUCCGUGCGGGUACCAGGCUUCCCUUCGAGCAAGACGUCGAGCAUGGAAACACUUCUCACUUGGGUGACUGCGACGGUCUUCUCCAGGAGAGUUUCAUAGAGGAACCAGAUGGCUUGGUGUCGGUGAACCUGCUUGUGGUGUCUGCAGUUUCAGCAUUUGCCACUGGGGCAGCACUUUCUGGUCUAAUGGUGUGCUGGAUUAUGAGCCUCAAGCACCGCCAGCAUUCCAGAGGAGGUUCAUCUGGCUCAGGGAAUCGCAGCAAGAGUGACAAGGAGCAAAGUAUGCUAGGACAUCGCCGCAGUGGUUCUGUGAUCAGUGUGACACGCAUCAGUGGUGGCGAGCGACCUCGCUCGCAAGUGGAGACUAUGUUCUCCAAUGGUUGGCCAAAGUCUGGGGACAUAGACCCAGGACUACCCACUCCAGAGCAGACCCCUCUACAGCAGAAACGGCCCACACCCAACGUUCACCAUACGGACUGCGAUUGGGAUCAGACCCAUACUUUCCUGACCCAAACAGGGACACCCUGCCCAGUUAACUCUGCAGUCAUAUACCUGAGCUCCAAAUACCUGCGACAGGAGGGAUCAGGCGACGUUCCCCCUCAUUCAGAGCACCAGCGCUAUCUCAUCCUCUCCCACCCACCCAACCAAAGAGAGCAGGGCGGGCGACCUUCUGCCCCGUCAACCCGCAAUUCUGCUGGGGAGUACAACUAUCCAGCCACCCCUCAGGACUCCCCUGACCGUAGGAGGGUGGUGUCAGCGCCCACCACACAGACGGACUAUGGCGAAAAUCUGCGUUGGUCCCGCGACGGACUCAACUUUAAUAGCAACAACAAAACUCCUUCUGGCCACCACCCCUAUCCAAUUCAGCCGCGCACAAAUGCGGCAUUAGUGCGGCCAGGAUUUCACACCCAGCGGGGGCUCAAUGAGCUACAGGACUUUAGCCACCUGCUGGUGAAAAGUGUAAGUGAGCGCAAUCCUAACGGGCAAUGACUUUUCAGGCCUGUUCACACCCUUCAGAAUACCAUCACCCUCAAGACUCAGACAAGACUCACUGUCCUUCUGUAAUCCUGCCCUACCUGUCCUCUCUUACUGCCAUCCAGUGUCUUUAAUCCCCCCAACCAGUGGCUGAGCUCUAGGACUACAGAUGUGACAAAUCAGCCAGAUAUUACACGGGUAAGAGAGAACGAGAGCGUUAAUGGUUGAUUGUGUUGAAGCUGCAGCCCUCAAGGCUGCUCACCCUCCCGCAGCACUUUGCAAGUUAGCACAUUAGCGGCUUCUAUCACAUUCUGUCUAAUGAAAUGGAAGGAUUGCUUAGAAAUAUGUGUCAGGUGAUGGGAGGAGAAAUACGACAUCAUCAUAAUCCAGCGAAUGGCUAUGUUUACUCUUUAGCAAACACAAGCAGACGCGGAUUGUCUCUCUUUGUAAUUUUACGUCCUGUUAACCAUUUGGUGGGUAUGAUCGUUUUCGUUUUCACAGAAAACGUUUUUAUUUGCUUUACGUUUGUACCUAUGGACAACAGGCCACUAUGUGCGUCCUGGGGCCUUUGUCAGAUAAACUCUGACAAACUUCCUUGUGUUUGUUUGUGUGAGUAUGUGCCAUGCCAAAACUGGGUUUAGCCUGAAAAAUGUGUUCAUAGGUCAGACUUAAUUUGAACACAAAAACUCACAUGGUCGACCGACACUCAAGAUUCAUAAAUGAUUUGCCUGAUCUGAUGUCAACUGUCUGUGUCAGAAAGCAAUCAAGACAACUGCCAUGUGACUUUAUUGAAAGACCUGUGUGCUGUUUUAUCAGAUGCAAGCGGGUGAAGAAGAGCGUUAGCCAACAAUCAUGGAUGAAUCAACCCAUGCUUUCUGGACACCAGCAUUAGCAGCACAGUAAGCUGCUGUUGAUUGAAAAAACAGGGAAGCACUGUGGAAAUGAGUAUUAUUGUGCACAGGGAGAUACUGUAUGUUAUUGGGUGGACAAUUUAUUUUGCUUUUCCAAAACCUAGUUUCAAGUAAACAUUUUUUUUUUUUUUUACCCACACAUUUGAAAGACAAUUAAAUUAGGGGCCUUCACACUAAAUGUGUUAUUGCAACCAUCCACACCGGUUUACCAUCGUUUUUCUAUGUAAUAAUGUGCUAGAUGGACGUCUUCUCCAGAUGCCUAGAGUCUGUAAUAUUCUAUCAUUUUUAGCACAAGAACAUGUUCAUUCUGAACGGCCCCGUAGCGGAGCAUCUGAAACAGUUUCUCUGUCUCUGUUUGGCCUGACUUUGUUCUCUCUGCAGUCCAUUGACUAGAAUGUGAGCAUGGUUGUCUGGGCAGAGUCAGGCCACUAGGGAGCUGCAUUCAGAGUGUCUCAGUGACAGUGGACCUCUUUGUGCAUCCCAGCCAGAGAAGACCAUCCCAACAACAAAUAUCCAUUAAGAGUCAUGGCCUCAGAGAGACAUCGGCCCAGCCCAGGAGAAUGCCAAUGAGGAGCCAGACAGAUCAGACCCCUCUGGGUCCCCAUUUACUGUAAGUUUUCACAAGCCACAGAAUCAUGGGGCAGAUUGAAUACAAUGUUACAUUUAGAUGGAGAGCAAAGAAAAAAUCAAACCUUCAUGGCUCCCCAUGGCAUUAUGCCCGUUUCAACCAUUGUUCAGGAUCCUCUGGCUCUCUUUGGAUUGGUGUUUGUUUGUUUCAGGGUUGUAAACCCCACAGGAGGCAUGAAAGAAAAAGUGAACUAUUCAAUUCAUUCACCUCUCACUGAAUUACAUUAUCUCUGCUUUCUUCCCAUGGGGCACCCAUAAUUCACCUAGAGUUACACCAAUGUCUCCACUAGAGGGCAGUCAAGCACAGUAAGUGGCUUCUUAAAGGGAUAGUUCACCCAAAAUUGAAAAUUCUGUCAUCAUUUACUUCGUCAUGUUGUUGUUCCAAAUCCAACUUUUUCUCUUCAGUGGAACACAAAAUAAGAUGUUGGGCUUUCAUUGUAUGGAACAAAAAUGCAAUGAAAGUGAAUUGUGUCUAAGGUUAACAUUCUGCCUAACAUCUUUUGUGUUCUAUGCAAGAAAGAUAGUCAUACAGGUUAGUAACAAUAUGAGGGUGAGUAAAUGAUUAAAGAAUUUUCAGUUUUGGAUGAACUUUUCCUUUAACACUUAAUGCCUGAGAGGGUUUGACUUUGACAUGUCAGCGCCUAACAUCUCAUGAUAAUACCCCUCAUCCAGUAAUCAAUAACAUUUUUCAGUUAUAAAGCCUCUGUUAGAAAACAGGUUGUGUUCCAACUAAAGAGUCUGGUGUAUUGUCAGAGAGAUGAUUAUGAUAAAAAAAAAAAAAAAAAGGGAGUGCGUUCUUAUUUUAAUGCAGAGGUAUAGAGCCGCAGAACAGUAUAAGAAAUGAAUGAAGUAUAUAAUUCAUAGGUUUUAAGUGCCAGUGUAUUGAAUGAGUUCUAAGUUACAACUCAGUAUGUAAAUACUUUACACGAUACAACAGUUUUGACACUGUUGUUUUUGAACUGUUACGCAGCUUCUCUGUUGAUAUUUACUAUUCAACUCUUGUGCCCUCAAUCGAAUGCUUGCAACACCCUUAAACGCACACAGACAAACCCCUCAGUGAAGUUCUCUACGUGCUGAAAAAAAUCUGCUCACCCAUGCCUGCUCUCGCCCUCCCUCCCUCUCUUUGGCUUUUUCACUCUAUUGCACCAUUAGGCCGAACAUGCAUGAUAAAAGUCUAUGUUGGCUUGAUAAGGCCUAGAGAUGAUCAUGGGAGACGUGGAUGUGCAGAGAUGCAGGCACCCACUUGAUUACUCACAGUUCUUUAAAGCCAGAUUUUAAAAAAGCAAUUACAUUAGAUGUGCGCUGUACAACGGCAAGCAAGAAAGAGAAGGCAUUAAAAACAAGAAAAGCAGCACAUCCAAUCCAAGUCAUCUUCCAUAAGAUUUUAUUACAUUCCAUAAUGUAACAUUACCUAGAAUAACCCUAAACCCUAGGAACAACCAACAAAUCAGCGUCAGAAAUUAUUUUUACAUUAAAGGGAAUAGAGGAUUCACCUGAAAAUGAAACUUACCCUCAAGUUGUUCCAAACCCGUAUGACUUUCUUUCUUCAAAAGAAAAGAAAGGGAGACACAGGCAUAUGAUAGAACAUUAUGAAAUACAUAUGAUGUAUCAAAAACAGAAGAAUUCACUACACACAUUUUAAAUAUACGUGCCAUUUUUCUCAUUUACAGUGGCAUUUUCACCCCAAUCUCGAGUUAAUUUCUGACCCUGCACCAAACACAGUUUAUUCUUGAGCAGCUCUGUACACAUUUGUGUGUGUGUGUGUGUCUAAAAACUGCCUGGGUUAAUUCACAAUAUAUAUAAAAAAAGAAAAAAAGCCAAUGAAAUGGAGUUAAUUUGCUGUGGAGCUCUAUAAAGUGUGUUUCCUCUUAAAGAAAAUAAAUGAGAAUUGUUUCACUGUUUUUCUAUGUUGUAACCCUCUCAAGCAAGAAAUAGAGCCAGACUUAAAACUCUGCCGUCGUUUUGUUUGGGCAGAAAUAUAUCUAGUUUUAGAAAGCAUACUCUCCAUUUUCUAAUAAAAAUGCUGUCCAUGAACAAUACAGACAGUUUGCCUGGGGCAUUCUCAUUGUCAGAAGGGCUUUUUUUUUUUUUGCUUUGCUUUGUCUUUGACAGUCCUGAUUUUUACGUGCCCCCAGCCACAAAAUGCCAGAACUAAUGGGCCACCCUUAAAGAGAAUGUGCGAAUACAACAAAAUAAAUAGUUUGUUUAAAAAUGACAUGCUUUCACUCGGCAAAACCUGACAUCUGACAACAAGCACAGAGUCUGCAUUUUUGUAAAACUGUAGAGAAUAUAUUAGCCAGCAAUGAUAUCUUCAUUUUUAUAUUUGUUUGUUUGUUUUUGUGGUAAUGUUUUAGAUUUAUGGUUUAUGAUUUCACGCAAGUGAUUUGAUUUGCUCUCUGGUGUGUGAAGUUUUUGGAUGAUGGCAAUGAUUACAAUUUUGCUGUGACUGUGACCUGAAUUUCAGUGUUUGAUCCUGGUUUAUGAACUUUGCAAUGCGAUUUUCUUGAAAACCGUACAGGAGACGUUUCUUCUGAAAGAGAGAGAAGGAAAGAAACGUUUUGCAAAAGAGCCAAGUCUUCUGUUAAAUGUGAUGGACUUCUGUUUUGUCUCAUGCUGGAGGCUGUUUGUGUUAUUAGGUUCAUUGUCAUUAAAUGACAAGUCGUGUCCCCUUCAGUGUACAUACAAAUUUCAGUGCUUAAAUUUAAUUUAAGUGAACUAUCUGCAUGAACACAGCCUCGGUCUGAAUCCACAGACGUAGUGUGUACUUCUGCACAACAUGCUACUGUGUGCCCUAAUAUUCUCCACCAAUCAGACAGUCACAUGCAUGCUUUUGAAAUCAACAGCACAAUUGCACACAAAAGGACAUAAACACGCACACACAAAAGAGAUCACUCACACAAACACAUACCUACACACAUUUUUGCAUUUGACAGCUCAUUGUCCUCAGUUCUGGCUGUCAUUGAGCAUGGAGACUGUGCUCUGUUUUAUCAUUUCCUGUUCUAAUAAACCAUCAAGAUCCUGA